AUGAUUUUCCUAAAAUAUUGCAAAAAAAGUCCACCAUUCGUCGUCAAUGGCUGUAGUGUAAAUUAGGGUUAAUUUCUACUUAUUCACUACGAGAAUACAGGCGCUACUAGGAUUGCCUCCACGUCUCACGCUAAUCUGGUUUUCGAUAAGAAAAAAAAAAACAUCAUCGGCAACAAUGGCGUAUGAAAGAGGCGACAGGGUAGAAAUUACGAACAAAGAAGAGGGUUUCGCGGGUUCAUACUACAUAGCAAACAUCAUCUCUUCGCUUUCCAAAAAAGAGUACAUAAUCCAGUACAGAACGCUUCUGAACGACGACGGUUUUGCGCCUUUGAGAGAGAUCGUCACCGCCGAUCAAAUCCGGCCGCUUCCGCCGGAGGUUAUGACGACUGAGUUUUCGUUGUUGGAUCUAGUCGAUGCUUACGACAAGGAUGGGUGGUGGGUGGGUAAGGUUAUAAGGAAGACGGGAUCGAAUUACUUGGUGUAUUUUGAGGAUUCAAGAGAAGAAAUUGUUUAUCCGUUGAGUAUGCUAAGGAUUCAUCAAGAAUGGGAUGGCAGGGUUUGGGUUUCUUCCAAAAAAUAAGGUAUUUUUUGUUGUUUCUGUGUUUCAUCUCCUCUGUAAAUAUGAGUUUUCUUGGUGUGUUUUGGAAUGUUUGGUAAUGUGGAUAAAGGAAUGGAGUGUUUGGUUGUUUGAAUGAAUGAAAUAAGUAUUAGAUUAAA
Lactuca sativa (garden lettuce) is the source of this 717-nucleotide messenger RNA. NCBI's taxonomy places the organism in Eukaryota, Viridiplantae, Streptophyta, Magnoliopsida, Asterales, Asteraceae. The record is from RefSeq and is a predicted model, not a curated record.